Messenger RNA from Medicago truncatula (barrel medic), 537 nucleotides. RefSeq lists its product as uncharacterized. The transcript has a single exon. The record is from RefSeq and is a predicted model, not a curated record. Lineage: Eukaryota; Viridiplantae; Streptophyta; Magnoliopsida; Fabales; Fabaceae. The coding region runs from base 138 to 347 and encodes 69 amino acids.
CAAAUCAAAUCAAACAUAAACGUCUCUCCUACUCCUCCUAAACAGUUCUAGAUCCUUCUCCAAAAGGCCACAAACUACUUGUGGUCACACAAAAAUCCUUCUUUCUCUCGUUCGGUGCUCUGCAAAAGGUUCAGAAAAUGGCUGAUUGGGGUCCGGUGAUCAUAGCGGUGGUGCUGUUUGUGCUGUUGAGUCCGGGUCUUCUGUUUCAAAUACCUGGUCGAGGAAAGGUGAUUGAGUUUGGGAACAUGCAAACAAGUGGAGCUUCCAUUCUUGUUCAUGCCAUCAUUUACUUUGGACUCAUCACUAUUUUACUCAUUGCUGUUGGUGUUCACAUCUACACUGGGUAAAUAUAAUUAACAUACUGGAUGGGGAUCUAGAUCGAUCGAUGCAUUUUCUUUUACUUAUUUUUAUUUUAUGUCUGUACUCCGUAGUUCGUGUGUUUGUGUAGUACAAUACAAUACAAUAGUUACGUUGUUGAAAGAUAUUGAUUGUUUUGUGUUUGGAAGAUACGAUUUGUGAUUCUGUUUGAGUUUUUAA